AAUUUAGGCAGCAGCAGCAGUAGCAGCAACCGUCUCCCUUGUUUCUCUCUGUUUUGUCUCUUUCAUCCCUUCUCUCUCCUCACUCCUCACUCACUCGCCCCUCAAAAAAUCCUCGCUUUUCUCCUCCACCUUCCCUUUUCCUUUCAUCCUUUUCCCAUCAAGAAUCUCUAAACCCACAAAGAAACCUUUCACUCCCCACCCUUUUUCUCUGCUAGGGUUUUCAUUUUCAGGCAAUGCCGACCUCCUCGCUCCGUUUCUGAGCUACUCCCAUUUUGCCAAAAUGCCGUUGAAAAUGGGGAAAAAUGCUGUUAUGCUGCUUUUCACUCUUGUGCUCCUCUUUGGCGGCGUGUGCUGCAUUUCUGCUCCUUCCUCACCUGCCAGAAUUGUUAAUGGAGUUUUCUCGAACGCAUUUUCGAUGCUGAUGAAAUGGGUUCUAUCGCUCAAGGCCACAACUAAGACUGCCAUUUCGGGGCGUCCGAUGAUGAAGUUCGAGGGCGGCUACAAUGUGGAGACCGUGUUUGACGGCAGCAAGCUCGGAAUUGAGCCCUACGCCGUCGAAGUCUUGCCAGAUGGCGACCUCCUCAUUUUGGAUUCCGCCAACAGUAAUCUCUACAAGAUUGCUUCAUCCUUGUCAUUGUACAGCAGGCCGAGGCUGGUUUCAGGGUCGGGAGACGGAUACUAUGGACAUGUGGAUGGGAAACUGAGGGAAGCAAGAAUGAAUCAUCCGAAGGGGCUUACCGUUGAUGACAGAGGAAAUAUUUACAUUGCUGACACGGAUAAUAUGGCAAUCCGGAAGAUAAGUGAUACAGGGGUCACAACAAUCGCAGGGGGAAAACGAGUUCGUGGAGGUGGACACUUGGAUGGACCAAGUGAAGAUGCAAAGUUUUCAAAUGAUUUUGAUGUGGUGUAUCUUGGAAGUAGCUGCUCCCUCCUUGUUAUUGAUCGUGGAAACAAGGCAAUUAGGGAGAUUCAACUCAAUUUUGAUGACUGUGCUUAUCAGUAUGGAAGUGGCUUCCCCCUAGGAAUUGCUGUGCUUGUAGCAGCUGGUUUCUUUGGUUACAUGCUGGCUUUGCUUCAACGCAGGGUUGGCUUGAUUGUAUCUUCUGAAAAUGAUCAGGAAGCCAUGAAUGAGAGUUUUCCUCAAAGUCAAUAUCAGAAGCCAUUAAAAUCGAUGGUGAGGCCACCACUAAUUCCAUCUGAAGAUGAGCAGGAAAAGCAAGAAGAAAGCUUUUUGGGGUCUUUGGGGAGGCUGGUGGCGCAAACCGGAGAAUCUGCUGCAGAGAUUCUUGGAGGAGUGUUUCCCAUGUUCAAGAAGAAACAACCGAACCCUCAAUAUCAGAUCCAACAUCCUUACCAACAGCAGCUCAAGUAUUCAAAUGCUUGGCCUGUGCAGGAGAGCUACGUUAUACCACAUGAAGACGAGCCCCCCUCCAUUGAAACCAGAGCUCCCACUCCUAAGAAGACGUAUGCCUUUAUGACAAAGGACUCUGAGAAAAUGCAGCAGCUUAGGCAAAGCCGGGCCUUCUAUUCGGGAUGGGAUGGCGAUAUUCAGAAACAGCAGCAGCAAACCAAGAAACAGCAACAUCAUCAUCAGUAUCGCGCAUCACCAGCUCAGACCUACUAUGAGCAAAGCCGUGAGACGACAAAUGAGAUAGUUUUUGGAGCCGUACAAGAGCAAGACAAAAGGAGAGAAACUGUGGUGAUCAAGCCCCUAGACCAUGGUGUUCCUCUUUACGAUCAUCAAAACAUUCGGUCUCGACCCGGCUACAAUCAUGGACGUUGAUCACUUUUGCACACAGCUGUUGUUUGAUUUGAUCAAAUUCAAGAUUACUUGCCAAUGGGAGCCAAUUGAGAGGUUUGAGGUAUAGCUAGAUGCAAGAUUACAGUAUUAGUACAUCUUCUUUGAGAGUGGAAUCUGUUUAUUGAAGUAGGAUAGCGCAAAGUUUACCAAUUGCUAUUUCUGUUGUAGCGAAGUUAAUUUAAAUUUUCUUCUCAGUAACUAAAAUUUACUUUAUUUAUUAAGCAAACAACCACCACUUGGAAGAAA
Messenger RNA from Salvia miltiorrhiza (redroot sage), 2047 nucleotides. RefSeq lists its product as uncharacterized. Gene Ontology annotation, molecular function: protein binding. NCBI's taxonomy places the organism in Eukaryota, Viridiplantae, Streptophyta, Magnoliopsida, Lamiales, Lamiaceae. Bases 281 to 1783 code for a protein of 500 amino acids. The transcript has 7 exons. The record is from RefSeq and is a predicted model, not a curated record.